Molecule: messenger RNA, 1369 nt
Organism: Exophiala viscosa
Lineage: Eukaryota; Fungi; Ascomycota; Eurotiomycetes; Chaetothyriales; Herpotrichiellaceae
Product: 3-oxoacyl-reductase
Exons: 3
Coding region: 297-1088 (263 amino acids)
Molecular function (GO): oxidoreductase activity
Source: RefSeq, a predicted model, not a curated record
CCGUAUUUUCAUGCUUUACUUCGCAGUCCGAGCUAGUGUCGGAAAAGGGGCCAACCACCAUAAACACACACAAAUCGACCACAUCUCCCUUUCUCCCACUUCCCCUUUUUCAUCAUCAGCAACACUUUUAUUAGUUAUCGUCCCCCUUUGCUGCUUUGAUCGGUCAGUCAUUAGAACACUGUUGAUUCACCUUUAUCCCCUGCUACCUUGACGUCGCUCCAAAACAUCAUUACCCACCCCGUCAGUCUAGCUUACCGCCCACUCUACAUCUCAUCAACACAUAUCCGUAUUAAACAAUGUCUUCCAACAUCCGUCUCGAUGGCAAGGUUGCCCUGAUCACUGGUGCUGGCCGUGGUCUUGGUGCCGGCCUGGCCAAGAUCCUCGCCGAGCGCGGUGCCACCGUCAUCAUCAACUACGCCAGCUCGGCCAAGCCCGCGCUCGCCACGGUCGCUGAGAUCGAAAAGGCCGGCGGCAAGGCCACUGCCAUCCAGGCCAACGUUGCCAAGACCCCCGAAGUCACCAAGCUGUUCGAGGAAGCCAUCAAGGCCUACGGCAAGCUCGACAUCGUCAUCAACAACGCCGGCAUGGAGCACUUUGGAAAGACACAGGACGUCACCGAGGAGGAGUUCGACCAAGUCUUUGGCCUCAACACUCGUGCCCAAUUCUUCGUCGGCGCUCACGCUCUGAAGUACCUGAGCGACGGCGGCCGUAUCAUCUUCAUGUCUUCCAUCGCCGCCAGCUUGAGCGUGCCCGCCCACGCCCUGUACUGCGCCUCCAAGUCUGCCGCUGAGGGUUUUGCCCGAUCAUUCGCUGCCGACGGUGGUCCCCGACGCAUCACCGCCAACGCCAUCGCUCCGGGCGGUAUCAAGACCGAGAUGUUCGCCGCGAACGCGUGGCAUUACUCUCCCGGAGCCACCAAGGAGACUCCCAUCGAGGAAAUUGAGGCUGGCAUCGCCAAGCUCAUCCCGCUCGGCCGAUGCGCUGUUCCAGAUGACAUUGCAAAGGUCGUCAUGUUCUUGUGCCAUGAUGACAGUGAAUGGGUCACUGGUCAAACUAUCCGUCUUACCGGUGGAAGCACCAUCGCCUAAAUGCACCGCAUUGCUGUGCUUUGCAACUUUCUGGCAAUUCGUGAAUCCUGGCAUCCUGUUUGGGGGAGCGCAAAAGUUCCGUCUGAAGACUUUUGGGUAUUAGCGAAAGUUUUGGUGUCCUAUCUUUUUUCUACGAGAAGACUAGGGGUAGAUAUCUAUAUGGACUAUAGGCCAGGACAUAGAAUGCAUCAGAAAACAUGACCGGGUGAACAGAUUGCGUUAUGCCCAUUGAACGUGACUACUGUGAUCCCAGGUAUACUUGAAAGCCCAUGAAGCAUUUU